Passer domesticus (house sparrow) is the source of this 748-nucleotide messenger RNA. RefSeq lists its product as uncharacterized. Lineage: Eukaryota; Metazoa; Chordata; Aves; Passeriformes; Passeridae. The record is from RefSeq and is a predicted model, not a curated record. Bases 32 to 748 code for a protein of 238 amino acids. The transcript is spliced from 9 exons.
GGUUGCUGGGAAGGCUUCUCCAUUAGCUUGGAUGAAUAAAGUUUUGAAGCCCUUGGAGCCUCCUGCAGAUGUGUCUACAGGGAGGACUUCUCCAGCUCCUAACUUGGAUGCUGCACUCAAGCCCAGCUCCCAUCACAGGGGUACUCCAACAGGGAAAAUCCAAGAUACAACAGAUAAGAUAUCCCUGGAACCAUCUAAACAGAUGAGGCAAGAGCUGAAGGAACUCCUGCAGACAAGACAAGAGAUGGACAUAUUGCUUCAGUGGAAGUUGGCAUUUCUUGAAGGAAGCACUCCAUCUUCGGUGCCAGCCUCUGCUACAGGAAGCAAGGCGAUGCCAGACACGGACACAGGCACAGCAGACAGGGAUGCUGGGAAGGAUUCUCCAUUAGCCUGGCGCUCUGAAGUUGUGAAGCCCUCCGAGCAUUCUGCAGAUGUUUCUGCAGGGGCGACUUCACCAACUCCUACCUUGGAUGCUGCACAAAAGCCCAACUCCCAUGGCAGGGGAGAGACCAAAGACAUGACAGGCAUGAAAUUCCACGACCCAUUAGAAGUCAUGUGGCAAAUGAUGAAGGAAGUGCUGCAGGGAGGACAAGAAAUGAAAGGAAAGCCUGUACGGAAGGAAGCAUUUCCCGGAGGAAGCACUGGCUCCAUGCCAGCCUCUGCUGCAGGAAGGGAGGCCAUGCCAGGCACAGGGAGAGAACCACAGCAGCUGCACUGCUCCAGCUACCCCUCCCAGGGAUGUUGCUGA